GUUCUGACAGCAAGGUGUCGGAUCUUGAUGGACAGCCAUAUACAACGUUGUUGUACAGCAACGGACCGGGAUACACGCAGCCAAGGAAUAUUUUGCGAGAGGCUGGCAAGGAUUCCAUUCAGACGGCGGGGGUGCCUCGUGCCUGGGCGACACACGGCGGCGAGGACGUGCCAGUGUUCGCCAUCGGACCUCUGGCCAGUGUCUUGUUCUCCGGCAGCGUCGACCAGAGCUAUAUACCUCAUGCGAUUUCAUACGCCUCCUGUCUGGGUCACUACGCGAGCCGUUGCUCCCGAGAUUCCUCGUCCAGCAACGACACAAUGAGCGCCCCGAUAAGCUGCCCCUCGGCGGAGCCGAACAGCGCCGCGAUAUCCAGCGACGUGAUGAACGACCAGGCCAGAAAUCCACCCACGAAAUCCGCCGCGUCUCUCGAACCCGUCGGCUUCCGUUCGCUGCCGACCUGCUGCUGUAUUCUGCUGCCCCUUCUCCUUGCCGUUCUACCAUGCCCGCCGCUCCAGGCAACGA
Messenger RNA from Heterotrigona itama, 522 nucleotides. NCBI's taxonomy places the organism in Eukaryota, Metazoa, Arthropoda, Insecta, Hymenoptera, Apidae. The record is from the annotation of a GenBank genome assembly.